Messenger RNA from Penicillium diatomitis, 372 nucleotides. Its product is annotated as CVNH domain-containing protein. Bases 1 to 372 code for a protein of 123 amino acids. NCBI's taxonomy places the organism in Eukaryota, Fungi, Ascomycota, Eurotiomycetes, Eurotiales, Aspergillaceae. The transcript is spliced from 2 exons. The record is from RefSeq and is a predicted model, not a curated record.
AUGGGGUUUCACAAGUCCUCUCUGAAUGUGAAGCUUAAAGACGGCCAUAUGCUUUCGGCAUACUGCCAGCGUCCAACGGGUGAAGCAGUAUACUCGGAGCUGGAUUUGAAUGAAUUUCUAGGAGUUCGAAAAGGUGAGCAUCUCGACUCGUCCUCCUCGGGCAAACUCACUUGGAGUGGUCAUAACUUCACCCAGGCGGCAGAAAACAUCCAUCUCGAAUGGGAAGGGGAUAGCAAACCCCAGAACCCGAUUCUGCACGCCGAUGUGUACACGGAUCCUGCAGUCGGUGCCGAGAGCUCUGCCUCUUGUGUCAAUCUGGCCGAUUGUAUUAAGAAUGAAGAUGGACAUCUCCGGUUCAUGGACUGUUUCUGA